This is a messenger RNA of Zootoca vivipara (common lizard), 528 nucleotides long. NCBI's taxonomy places the organism in Eukaryota, Metazoa, Chordata, Lepidosauria, Squamata, Lacertidae. The record is from RefSeq and is a predicted model, not a curated record.
AUGGAGGAAUUUGAAGAAGCAUCUCUGGUGAGAAUCGAUGGCCAGGCACAUGUGGAGACAGGCUCUCCUCCAGGUCCCCGUCAGCAAGCCUUAAAGGUCAAGAUCAGCAUUUUCAAAUGGGCCCAGAACCACACCAAGAGCCAGUGGCGUCGGCAAAGCAGUGGUGAAGCUGCUAUUACCAUCCAGAAAUGGUGGCGUGGUACUCUAGUCCGCCGUAGCCUGCAACACGCCAUCAUCUGUGCAUGGUUGGUCCAGAAAUGGUGGCGCAAGGUUUCCUUCCAGAGACAAGAAGAGAAAAGGUUAAUGGCAUUAUCGACGUACAUUUGGUCUGAGAAGGCUUCCGUCCUCUUGCAAUCAAUGUUUAAGAUGUGGCUUAUGAGAACACGGUACAAGAAGUAUCAAAGGGCGGCCCAGAUCAUCCAAAGUAACUGGCGCCUUCACAGCUUCCGGAAAACCUCCGACGCCUAUUCUCUUAACAAGCUGAAUCAGGAUGGCAUAGAUUUGAACAUUGAGAUUGUUGUUGAGUAA